CAAGGCUCAGCCAUACUCCGUGGACGGGGGUAGUGGUGAUCUUCUCCAUAUCUAUCCCUGGUCAUUUAGGUGUCCGCUUGGUCAUUUUGCCCAGGCGAUGGUGGAUAUUCCACCAGGUACAUCAGAAGACGGUACGUCGGCGUGAGGCGUCUAUUUUGCUAGAGUUGACAACGCGGUUUUCUGGACGACAUGGACGGCAUGGUUUACAAUGAAGACGUAAGGCUAGGUGCGGCUGAAUGGUUGCAGAUUAUAGAAGAAGGCGGCCGCCGUCUGCAAGAGGUUGUGGAUAUUCUGUGCUCGAGUCGGGGUGAUCAGCUAGGGGCUGUARGGGGGACAGUYACACUGGYGCAAUGGCUGGAGGACAUKAUGCAGAGCAUGCUUGAUGUCAUUUGGGAGUUGGAGGAGGGGCCGGCUCCUUCGCUCAUUGAUUUUGUGGAUUGGCAUCAAGCAGGCCUUCUUAUGCACAGAUGCUAUGACAUCUKCAGGAAAGKGCAGGAUCGCUGUGCAGUUUUGGAGGCGGGAUUGUUGGUACGCUCCGACAGGAGGGAUCAGAGGUGGGGUGCGGGCGAAGGACUGAUGCCGACAACGCCAGAGAUAACAAACGAAGAAAUCAGCGGCGAUAACAGCUUCAACAUCAAUAAUGAUUGCAACGACAACAACGGCAACAACAACAUCAACAGAGGUGACAGUACUAACGACAACAACGAGAACGUUGACAACGACAACAACAACAACAACAACAACGACAACGACAACGACAAUCAUUUCGAGAAUAUCAACUACAUUGUCUUGGGUGAUAUAUUUGAUAGCACCAGCAAAGGAAACGACAACAAUAACGGCGCUGUUGGGAUUGGUGGCGACGCUGACAAUGAUAGCACCAAUAACAUUAACAACAACGAUGAUGAUAGCGUGGGCUGUGAUGACAAGGACGAUAUGAACCGUGGCUGCAGUGGGACAAUUAGAGCUGUUGGUUGGCAGCGGAUCGGCGUGGGUUAGUCGGGGGUGAUUGGAGUUGCCCGGCCCGUAACACCAAUCAGGAAGGGGCGGUGGUGGGCCCUCUGGCGGGAGGUGGACUGUUUAGUUUUUUCCUUGUCAUCCCUGAUUUGUGCCUAUUGAUUACUAUGCUGUGCUGGAAGAUUGUUUCUCAGAACGCGUAACGAGGAUGCUUGCCAUUAGGGUUUGGGUCGCUGGGAAAUAAUCAAGGCCUUUGUCCCUG
Molecule: messenger RNA, 1216 nt
Organism: Chara braunii
Lineage: Eukaryota; Viridiplantae; Streptophyta; Charophyceae; Charales; Characeae
Source: the annotation of a GenBank genome assembly